Helianthus annuus (common sunflower) is the source of this 626-nucleotide messenger RNA. RefSeq names its product histone H3.2. Gene Ontology annotation, molecular function: structural constituent of chromatin; protein heterodimerization activity; DNA binding. The transcript has a single exon. The record is from RefSeq and is a predicted model, not a curated record. Gene Ontology annotation, cellular component: nucleosome. NCBI's taxonomy places the organism in Eukaryota, Viridiplantae, Streptophyta, Magnoliopsida, Asterales, Asteraceae. Bases 61 to 471 code for a protein of 136 amino acids.
UCCACCAUCAAAACCUUUCAAAUCUUUCAACAAAUCAGCUUUCACACCCUCACCAACCAAAUGGCUCGUACCAAACAAACCGCCAGAAAAUCAACCGGAGGAAAGGCUCCAAGAAAACAACUGGCAACAAAGGCCGCUAGAAAAUCUGCUCCAGCCACCGGAGGAGUGAAGAAGCCACACAGGUUCAGGCCCGGAACCGUUGCGUUGAGGGAGAUCAGGAAGUACCAGAAGAGCACUGAGUUGUUGAUCAGGAAGCUUCCGUUUCAGAGGCUGGUGAGAGAAAUCGCUCAGGAUUUCAAAACUGAUUUGCGGUUCCAGAGCUCUGCUGUUGCUGCUCUUCAGGAGGCUGCUGAGGCUUAUUUGGUUGGGCUGUUUGAGGACACUAAUUUGUGUGCGAUUCAUGCCAAGAGGGUUACCAUCAUGCCGAAAGAUAUGCAGCUUGCGAGGAGGAUUCGUGGGGAAAGGGCUUAGGGUUAUGGUUUUUGUUUAAUUAAUACAUUUUGUGGUACUGGUUACCGUAUGUUGAAGUAGCUGUUAGAUCUUAUUUUAGGGUUUGUAAUUUCGUAUGUUUGUGGACAAACGAUCGUUGUCUUAUUGGUUUUAAUGAAGUUUUAUGUUAAUUGUUA